This is a messenger RNA of Scleropages formosus (Asian bonytongue), 1950 nucleotides long. RefSeq names its product beta-tubulin family protein (gene tubb4ba). The transcript has 4 exons. Gene Ontology annotation, cellular component: microtubule. The record is from RefSeq and is a predicted model, not a curated record. The coding region runs from base 95 to 1432 and encodes 445 amino acids. Gene Ontology annotation, molecular function: GTP binding; structural constituent of cytoskeleton; GTPase activity. Lineage: Eukaryota; Metazoa; Chordata; Actinopteri; Osteoglossiformes; Osteoglossidae. Gene Ontology annotation, biological process: microtubule-based process.
UAGAAGUGGUCGGUCGCUGCAGUGGAUUUUGGAAGAGUUUGAGGAAUUUGUGUUCAAAAAAAAAAGUUUUUUGUUAUUUUUUUCUUCUGCGAAAAUGAGGGAGAUUGUGCAUUUGCAAGCCGGCCAGUGUGGAAACCAGAUCGGUGCUAAGUUCUGGGAGGUGAUCAGCGAUGAGCACGGAAUUGAUCCCACUGGCACGUACCAUGGAGACAGUGACCUGCAGCUGGAGAGGAUCAAUGUCUAUUACAACGAAGCUACAGGCGGUAAAUAUGUCCCAAGAGCUGUUCUUGUGGACCUGGAGCCAGGCACCAUGGACUCUGUGCGAUCCGGCCCGUUUGGUCAGGUCUUCCGGCCGGACAACUUUGUCUUUGGUCAGAGUGGAGCUGGCAAUAACUGGGCAAAAGGCCACUACACGGAGGGUGCCGAGCUGGUGGACUCCGUGUUGGACGUGGUGAGGAAGGAGGCAGAGAGCUGUGACUGCUUGCAGGGUUUCCAGCUCACGCACUCCUUGGGUGGAGGCACUGGCUCCGGCAUGGGCACACUGCUCAUCAGCAAGAUCCGUGAAGAGUAUCCCGACCGCAUCAUGAACACAUUCAGUGUGGUGCCUUCUCCCAAAGUGUCAGACACGGUUGUUGAACCCUACAACGCCACGCUGUCUGUGCAUCAGCUGGUGGAGAACACAGAUGAGACGUACUGCAUUGACAACGAGGCCCUGUAUGACAUCUGCUUCCGCACACUUAAACUGACCACACCCACCUAUGGUGACCUUAACCACCUAGUGUCAGCUACGAUGAGCGGGGUCACCACCUGCCUUCGAUUUCCUGGCCAACUGAACGCUGAUCUGCGCAAGCUGGCAGUCAACAUGGUUCCCUUCCCUCGUCUACAUUUCUUCAUGCCUGGGUUUGCACCCCUCACCAGUAGGGGGAGCCAGCAGUACCGUGCCCUUACAGUACCGGAGCUUACUCAGCAGAUGUUUGAUGCCAAGAACAUGAUGGCAGCCUGUGACCCACGACACGGUCGCUACUUGACUGUGGCUGCCGUCUUCCGCGGCCGCAUGUCCAUGAAGGAGGUGGAUGAGCAAAUGCUGAAUGUGCAGAACAAGAACAGCAGCUACUUCGUGGAGUGGAUUCCCAACAACGUCAAGACAGCUGUUUGCGACAUUCCUCCUCGUGGCCUUAAGAUGGCCGCCACCUUCAUCGGCAACAGCACGGCCAUCCAAGAGCUGUUCAAGCGCAUCUCCGAGCAGUUCACCGCCAUGUUCCGCCGCAAGGCCUUCCUCCACUGGUACACGGGCGAAGGCAUGGAUGAGAUGGAGUUCACUGAGGCCGAGAGCAACAUGAACGACCUGGUGUCUGAGUACCAGCAGUACCAGGAUGCUACGGCCGAGGAAGAGGGAGAGUUUGAGGAAGAGGCUGAAGAGGAGAUGGCUUAGAAGGCUGUUCCUCUUGAAUGACUUACCUUAUAAAUGAAUUUCCAGCCUAUCUACACUUUGUCACUGUCUUUUUUAUCAGAAUGUCUAAUAGGUUAACAGCAACCUGUCAUUCUUGACUCUACAAAAUCUUGUAAAUGUAGGCACUCAGAAUCAUGUUAUAAUCAAUCAUGUAUUCCUGCUGCUGUACUGUUAUGCUGAUAUGCACCUAUUACUUUAAAGAUUCUUAAUAAACAUUCUACCUGUGAAGAACAUUACAACAGUGGGAAAGAUGUACAGUAAGUACUGAACACUCUCAUUUUGCUCGUAAUGGAUUGUGAGAUCUUUGGCUACCACAGUGUCUUCUGCACCCAGAUUUUUACAUCUUUUCUUACAACUGUUGUGAAUUCUUUCCAACAUACACACCUGAAACACAGGAUCACUGUGCUGGUCCUUCUGUCUCCAGUCUGUCCUGGAUUUUUUGUCAACUUAUGUUCUUUGAUUGAAAUCAUAACUGAAUAAAAUGCACAAUUCUCAUGAAA